AUGGAACCGGCCGCGGUGGGGCCCGGCCCUUUGUGGCCGCGCAUGCUGAUCGUUUCGCCGAAGCGGCCACAAUUAUGGGGCCUUCUCGCUAACAGUUGUCGCGGGGCCCCGGCGGCUCGCCGACCGGCAUUACUCGAUAAUCGCGCGUCCGUCCGUCACGCACCGGUGACAAUGAUAAUGACGCGUGCGUUUGUGGGAAUCGGACGAGAUCGGCGCGAUAGGCCCAGGGUUGGCAACUCGAUCGGCUGCCCUGAAGCAUGGGCCUAUCGCGGCGGAGGCGUCCGACCGGACAUUCGU
Messenger RNA from Iphiclides podalirius (scarce swallowtail), 297 nucleotides. Lineage: Eukaryota; Metazoa; Arthropoda; Insecta; Lepidoptera; Papilionidae. The record is from the annotation of a GenBank genome assembly.